AGCAUUAUAGUUAUGCACUAAGGCUCCAUCAGCAGUAUAGACUACAUUCCACGAAUAUUGUUUACAAUUAAAGCAUGAUACAGUAUGUAGAUAUUGUAACCCAAACUUUAAAAUGUAUUGGAGGCCAUUUGUAUUUUUAAGAUUAUCCAACUAUCGAGAUUCUCGUAGCAUUGCGAGGUCUAAUUGACAUCAACGUGACUAAAUUUCUUGAACACAGUGAACACAAAUGAUAGUAGAUCCAAUAGAUCUUAAGAAAAUGAACGUAGUUUGGAUGACCUAGCUCACCCAAUUCAUGUUUUAUGAAUUUUCUAGGGGUGCUUUGAGGUUUUUUGAGUACCGUAAACUAUGUUCUGUGAUCAUUCAUUGUGUAUAAAAUUUGGUUUAGAAUGUUGGUGUUGCGACAACGGAACAGGAGCGCUGGGAACACUGCUCUCGGAGCAUAGCUCAUCCCUCGCUUUCCAGCUGGGCUCAUCGGUGACAGCUGCAUGCUGCCACACGAUAGACGUCAGAAGCAUAAACCGGAUACCAAUACUCGCUAGUUGUAAUACCAUUGUUUUGUAUAGAGUUGAUUAGAUCUUACUGUGUACCGAUUCAUACUAAUGUAUUCUUUUAAAGCGUAAAGUCGCGUGUUUCAUUAAAGUAAUUUUGUUCGCUUACGAACGCGUUUUUAUACGACUGAUAUGACCAACCGUAUCACGGCCACCUCCCACUAACGCGUCGUAACAGUGGCGACUCGGGUGCGCGAGUUUUUGUGUCGUUUUCGCGAGUUUUUGUGAAAAAUCCAAAAUCGCGCCUCCCACGCGGAAAAAGCGCAAGCUCUCAUCGUCUGCAGAGGACGAUUCCGAGAUGUCGAACGGAGAUGCCCAGCAAGCAGCACCGUUUACCACGGAUGCGCUCAUCCUUCAGGUGCUACAGCAGCUUCAGCAGACGCAGCUUGUGACGAACGAGCUCCUCCGUAACCAGCAGCAAUCCCACGAGCAGCAGCGCGUGUUCAUCCAGCAGCAGGAGAACACCCUCCGGAACAUCCAAGUCCAGGUUCCGGCUAACCCAGAAUCGAUUCUGGACUCGUUGGCAUCGAAUGUAAAAGAGUUCCGGUACGAUACCGAGAACAGCAUCACCUUUUCGUCCUGGUUCUCCCGGUACGAGGAGUUGUUCGCCAACGAUGCUGCGCGGCUUGACGACCAAGCUAAGGUUAGGUUGCUGAUGCGAAAGCUCGGCAUCGCAGAGCACGAGCGCUACUGCAGUUUCAUCCUGCCGAAGACAACGAAGGACUUCACCUUCGCAGAAACUGUAGCCAAGUUAAAAGGACUUUUCGGAGCAUCGGAAUCGCUGAUUAGCAAACGCUAUCGCUGCCUCCAGACCGCAAAAAGUUCCGCCGAAGAUUUCGUGACAUACACCUGCCGAAUCAACAAGACGUGCGUCGAAUUCGAGCUGGGAAAUCUUUCGGAGGAACAAUUUAAAGUGUUGAUCUUCGUUUGCGGUUUGACGUCGGAAGCGGAUGCCGAAAUACGGACGCGGUUGCUUGCGCGGAUUGAGGAGAAGAACGACGUUACUCUCGAACAGUUGUCCUCCGAGUGUCAGCGCCUGCUGAACCUUCGGCACGAUACCGCCAUGAUUGAAGCAUCCAGCAACACAGUGAAUGCCAUCAAACAGCGAUUCCGCAAGCAACCACGACCGUGGAAACAGCCGUCCAGUCCGUCGCCGUUGUCUUCGUCCAGCGAAAACAAGAAGAAAGUGCCACCUAGUCCCUGUUGGAAGUGCGGAUCGAUGCACUACGUGCGUGACUGUAGGUACAAAGACUAUCAGUGCUCAAUGUGUAAACAGUGUGGACACAAAGAAGGUUAUUGUGAUAGUGACAAAAAGACCCCUAAGAAGCGGGUGAAGAGACGAUUGCGAAAUGUCACAGUAGAGACAAAGACUGUUCAAGUGUCAGUGAAUAAUGUGCGAGGAAGAAGAAAAUUCGUUCCGGUGUUUCUGAACGGUGUCGCGGUUCGACUACAGUUCGACUCGGCGUCGGACAUCACCGUAGUGUCCAGCGAGACCUGGAAGCAGCUCGGACAGCCACCAACCAGACCUCCAUCAGUGAAUGCGAAGACUGCAUCGGGCGAUCCUCUGAACCUGCUGUCGGAGUUCGAUUGCUCGAUCACCGUAAACGAUGUAACGCAAGUGGCUACCAUCUACGUCGUUUCGCAGAAUCUGCACAUCUUGGGUCUGGAUUUGGUGGAGAAGUUCAAUCUGGAUACCGUGCCGAUGAACGUGUUCUGCCGCCAAGUGAACGAUUCCUCUACUCCUAUGGUCGAGCGGCUCAAGACCGCUUAUCCGCAAGUGUUCAGUGCCAGUCUUGGUCGGUGUACCAAAACAACAGUGAAGUUAGACCUCAAGCCAGACCAGCGACCAGUGUUUCGACCCAAGCGCCCCGUGGCAUACGCCAUGUAUCAAGCCGUCGAUGAGGAACUGGACCGUCUCGAGCGCUUGAAGAUCCUCACUCCCACCGACUACUCUGACUGGGCCGCACCCAUCGUGGUUGUGCGGAAGGCAAGCGGAGCAAUUAGGAUUUGCGGCGAUUACUCGACUGGUUUGAAUGACGCCCUCCAGCCGCACCAAUAUCCGUUGCCGUUACCGCAGGACAUUUUCGUCAAACUCGCCAACUGCAAGGUGUUCAGCAUUAUUGACAUGUCGGAGUCGUACCUCCAGGUCCCUGUCGAUGAUUCAACGAGUACGCUCCUCACUAUCAACACCCACCGGGGCCUGUAUAAAGUAAACCGUCUGGCACCCGGAGUGAAAGCUGCACCGGGAGCUUUUCAGCAACUUGUAGACACCAUGCUGGCGGGGCUUGAGCACACUUGCGGUUAUAUCGAUGACGUAAUCGUCGGAGGCAAAGAUGAGGAGGAACAUUGGCGGAACCUCAACGCGCUCUUCCAGCGCCUACAGGAGUUCGGGUUCACGGUUCGCCUGGAGAAGUGUUCGUUUGGGCGUGAACAAAUAAAGUACCUGGCACACAUGCUCGACCAGCACGGAAUUCGCCCCGAUCCAGCGAAAGUAGAGGCCAUCAAGCAGAUGCCGGCGCCCAAAGACGUGUCGGAAGUUCGGUCGUUUCUCGGAGCCGUAAACUUUUACGGGAAAUUCGUACCGCAAAUGCGUGCCCUGCGUAGCCCGCUGGAUGAUCUACUGAAAACCGGAGCAAAAUUCGACUGGACGCCCCACUGUCAGCGAGCUUUCGACGAGUUCAAAACCAUCCUUUCCUCGGACCUACUUUUGACCCACUACAACCCCGAUCUGGACAUAAUCGUGUCAGCCGAUGCAUUAUCAGUCGGCCUGGGAGCGACCAUCAGCCACCGCUUCCCGGAUGGGUCAAUAAAAGUCGUCCAACACGCCUCAAGAGCCUUGGCACCCGCCGAGCGCAACUACAGCCAAACGGAUAGGGAAGGAUUAGCCAUCAUCUACGCGGUAACCAAAUUCCACCGCAUGAUUUUCGGCCGCAAGUUUCUGCUCCAAACCGACCACCAGCCACUACUGCGCAUCUUCGGUAGCAAAAAGGGCAUCCCAGUGUACACCGCAAACCGGCUGCAACGCUGGGCCCUAACGCUAUUGUCCUAUGAUUUCACCAUGAAGUACGUGACCACCGAGAAGUUUGGCGAUGCCGAUAUCCUUUCUCGCCUUAUCAACCGCCAUGCGAAACCCGACGAAGACUUCGUAAUCGCAUCCGUCACAUUGGAGAGUGAUAUGAGGUCAGUAGUAUUUGAUACUUUUAACGUGUUUCCUUUGAGUUUUAACACAGUACAACAAAGCACCAAAUUGGAUCCGGUGCUCAAGAAGGUCUACCGGUACAUCCACGAUGGCUGGCCAAAAUCCUUGGCUAGCAACGCAGACCGAGAACUUCUUCGCUUCCACAAUUGCCGUGAAUCCCUGUCUACGGUGCAAGGCUGCAUCCUUUUCGGCGAGAGGGUUGUAAUUCCAGCCCCUCUGCGCAAGCGGUGCCUGGAAGUGCUUCACCGGGGCCACCCCGGAAUUCAGCGAAUGAAGGCACUUUCGCGCAGCUACGUCUAUUGGCCGUCGCUCGACAGUGAAGUCGCCGAUUACGUCAAGGCAUGCUCCCCAUGCGCCCUAACAGCGAAGUCACCCGCAGCAGCCCCACCUGUGCCGUGGCCCAAGCCCGUCCGUCCCUGGCAACGAGUGCAUAUAGACUACGCCGGCCCCGUCGACGGUGACUACUUCCUGCUCGCCGUGGAUUCCCAUUCGAAAUGGCCGGAGAUCAUCCGGACACGUCGUAUCACGGCGUCUGCAACGAUCAGCAUCCUCCGAAGCAUUUUCGCACGCCUGGGGAUGCCGGAAACGCUCGUGUCAGACAAUGGCACCCAGUUCACGAGUUCGGAGUUCGCCACGUUCUGCUCAACAAACGGAAUCGACCAUGUAACCACUGCACCGUUCCACCCACAAUCUAACGGGCAGGCCGAACGGUUCGUCGAUACCUUCAAGCGGGCGAUAAAGAAACUCGAAGAAGGGAGAGGUUCAUCCGAUGAAGCUUUGGAAACGUUCUUGUUGGCCUACCGAAGUACACCGAACCGAUCAGCACCCGAGGGUCUAUCGCCGUCGGAAAUCAUGUUCGGACGUCGUAUCCGUACAUGCCUCGAACUGCUACGCCCGCCAGCCGAACGUCCUCCACCGGUACCACCACCGGUCGACCCGAAGAAGCCCAGCAUGAGGUCGUUCAACGUCAAUGGCCUCGGCUACGUCAAGAUCUACGCCAAAAACGCCUGGAGCUGGAUUCCCGGCAAGAUUAUCGAGCAAGUAGGACAAGUCAUGUUCAACGUACUGACCGAGAAACGUCGCUUGGUUCGAUCCCAUCUGAACCAACUAAGGGGUCGAGUAUCAUCUGGCUUCGAUCAAGAUCCUGGCAUCAACAAACCGUCAGGACAGAAACAACUUCCGCUGAACGUCCUUCUUGAUGCGUGGAACGCGUCACCCCGUUCAAGCAGCGAAGCGACCGCCUUGACUUCGCAUUCAAGCGACACCAUUCGGAUUCCGUCGUUAUCACCACCUUGUCCGGCCGUGGAAUCGGACAUGUCGUCGUCGUCCUCAAGCACUACAUCUUAAAGCUUCGAGUCGGCUGCCGCUAGCACUCCGACCGUACAGCCCAGAAUACUUCGUCGAUCUUCCAGACCGAGAAGACCGCCAGCGAGGUUCAACCAGUACCAACGGUUCUGAAAAGGGGAGAUGUUGCGACAACGGAACAGGAGCGCUGGGAACACUGCUCUCGGAGCAUAGCUCAUCCCUCGCUUUCCAGCUGGGCUCAUCGGUGACAGCUGCAUGCUGCCACACGAUAGACGUCAGAAGCAUAAACCGGAUACCAAUACUCGCUAGUUGUCAUACCAUUGUUUUGUAUAGAGUUGAUUAGAUCUUACUGUGUACCGAUUCAUACUAAUGUAUUCUUUUAAAGCGUAAAGUCGCGUGUUUCAUUAAAGUAAUUUUGUUCGCUUACGAACGCGUUUUUAUACGACUGAUAUGACCAACCGUAUCACGGCCACCUCCCACUAACGCGUCGUAACAGUUGGAUUUGUGACAUUUGUGAACGCCGAAUCUGGAGUUCAUUUUCUUAAGGAACUUUGAAAUAGCUCUGCGGUGAAAACUUCAACAGACUAUGAUGAGUAGGGAUACAUUGCAUGUCAAGGAUCAGUCAAAACUAUUGAUGAUUAGCAAAACGAUGGAAUUUGAGCAAAAACAUGUAGAAUUUAUAAAAGAAUACAAAAAAGCCACGUAUUUUCGGCUACCAAAAACAGGGUGUCCAUCCAUCCGGGAAAACCGGGAAAACCCGGGAAUUCGAAACCACCGGAGAAAAUACGGGAAAAACACGGGAAAUUGUAAAAGGCACCGGGAAAAAUCUUUAUGGUGUCUAUCCGUACUUCAUAAGUGUCAAGCAAGUCUUGAAUAGAAUGAUAGCAACAUUCACAGAGUUGCCGGUUGAAUAUGUUUUUUAGAAAGGCAGCCUCUCAGGAAUUUUAUUAGUUUCUGUUGGAUCUUGAUAAAUUCAUGUAAAAGAAAUCAGAAUAUACUUCUUAGGCGAAAUUUUCAGAUUUCUGCAAGAUUUCACGAUGGACUUUUUGAGUCUUGUUAGGAAAAUCGGAAUUCCUGGCGAACUCAGUAAACCUGCAGAAGUUACUUACGGCGAAGAAAUUUUCAUGUUUGAAAAAAAAUGUGUCAGUUUCUGGAGGGAUUCUGGUGACAUUCUUAGUGGAACUCUUCAUAUAUUUCUGCCAGAUCCCUUAAAUUUGAUCCCUUUGGCAGAAGUCAAGGAGAAAAUAAUUGAAAAACAGUGAUAUUGUGCCUAUCCGCUUCUGUACAGAAUUUUGGAGGAGCUUUAGGUAAAAUUCAAAUAAAAUUCUGAAGAGUAAGUACAACACUGUAAAUUACAGCGAAUUUUCAAAAAAAAAACUGCUCAUGAAAGACUCUCUGAUGGGAUCCCAUAAGAAAUUUCCUACACAUUUCCUUAGGAUGGUAGUAGAAUCCACAGAAGAAUCUUCUAUGGAAUCUGUGAAGAAAUGGUUCCAAAUGUUACUUCCUGGAAGCAUCACUCGGAUCCCCGGAAGAGUAUACAAUAGAAUCCCUGAUAUGUUUACGGCAAUAUUAGCCAAACGAAGCAUUUUAAAAGAAGUUGUAGGUACAACUUUCAUGAUUUUUUUUUGGCAGAACCCAUGGAGUACUUCCUAAAGGAAUAAAUGUUGAAUGUCCUCAAGAUAUUAUUUAAUAUUGGAGAAGAACUCAAACGUUUUACUUCAAAAUUCGGAGAAAAUCUGUGUCAAAAGACUUUGGAUUCAGCAAGUAAAUUGUUUAAAAUGACGAUGAAAGCAGAACAAAAAGUUAGAUGGAGAUUUUCUCAAAAUGUAGCAAAUAAUUGAUAGGGUGGGGCGGGGCAAGAUGGGUCGAAUAAGGAUGGAUCACCAUAACUUUGUAAAUACAAAUCGUAUUGGUUUGCAUUCGUCCGCUACUCUUUAAUACACUAGUUAGCUAUGCAAAAAGUCGAUAAAAAGUUCAUUAAAUACAAAAUAUGAUGUUAAACGAGCAGUUUUAAAAAGUGACCCAUCUUGCCCCGCGGCCGUUUAUAUGGAGAUUAUAUGGAAUGUAUCGCAUAAGAAAAAUGGCUAAAAACCAUUUUAUUUUUUAUUUCCAAUGAGAGUGAAUAAUUUUUCAAUCAAUGCCCCAAACUUUUGCAUAUUCAUGCUGGUCAUCUAACAAAAUUAUUAAUAUAAACAAAACAUGAGUAAUGCGCCCAAAAAUGGCACUGACCCAUCUUGCCCCGCCCCACCCUACAUUAGUUUCUAAAGACCAGGUUUACCAAAAAUGUUUCGAUAUUUUUCUACCGAUUUUUUUAUGAUAUUCAACAAAAAAAUCGUGAAAAAAUCAGACACAGUGACAUCAGUUUCAAUAAUAUGUUCAUAUAGAUUCUAUUUCCUUGUUAUAGAAAGGACCUUUUCAACUAACUCUAAUCCUAAAUUUCGUGUAAGAAGGGGAAAUUAACACCAGCGAUAGUAGAGUUAGUAAGUUUUUUUUUUAAUCAUAAUUUAUGAAAUCAGGAAAUCUAUAAGAUUCGUAUCAAGUUAUACGGGAAAUUACAUAUUCUCGGCCGUUUUGUUCUCUUCGUCUUGGGGGGGUUUUUUGAACCCUAUUGAAUUCAGAGUUGGCCUCAAAUCCUUCCCACCUAAGCUGAAUGAUAUGGCCAAGUUUCAGGCAAUUUGGUUGACAAAAACCUCCCAUGACGAAGAGAACAAACCUGCCGAUAAUACCCAAUGUCACCCUAGACCAAAAUAAAACUGUAUGAAAAAAAUACACUGAGGAGCGUCCUACUACAGUGACCCCACACCGAUGAAUCACCUUAAUUUUGUACACUAUUUAUGAAUCACCGUGUUGAUCAAAUGAGUGAUCCAUAAACUGUGGUCAUUUUUGCCGAUUCAUAAAUUGUGGGGUCACUGUACAACAAUAAUUUGCGUUCGUACAUACUCGGGAAGUUAGCCCAUACCCGGGAAAAAUCCGGGAAUCGGAAAACU
Aedes albopictus (Asian tiger mosquito) is the source of this 8039-nucleotide messenger RNA. RefSeq lists its product as uncharacterized. The coding region runs from base 847 to 5094 and encodes 1415 amino acids. The transcript is spliced from 2 exons. The record is from RefSeq and is a predicted model, not a curated record. Gene Ontology annotation, molecular function: nucleic acid binding. Gene Ontology annotation, biological process: DNA integration. NCBI's taxonomy places the organism in Eukaryota, Metazoa, Arthropoda, Insecta, Diptera, Culicidae.